Molecule: messenger RNA, 783 nt
Organism: Verticillium dahliae VdLs.17
Lineage: Eukaryota; Fungi; Ascomycota; Sordariomycetes; Glomerellales; Plectosphaerellaceae
Exons: 2
Coding region: 1-783 (260 amino acids)
Source: RefSeq, a predicted model, not a curated record
AUGUCAUCCAAACUCAUACCUGCCAAUCCCGCCGACGUCAUGGUCAUUCGAGACGUGACGCCCAACAUCACCACCUUCUCUGUCCCCUUCUUGCGCUUCGGCACGAUCAAGGUUGGUGGUCGCGGAACCCUGGUGCGCUUAUCCACUGGUACCCUCGCCAUCUUCUCCCCCGUCGCCUUGACCGACGACGUCCGCGCCAAGAUCGCCGCCCUCGGCACGACUUCGGCUCUGCGCGAUGUCAAGCUCAUGGGCCCGGCUGGCUUCCCCGAGAAACGCGCCCCAGCAGGCAUCCAGCGACGACAAGUUCCGGGACGACCCUUUUGCCGUCGUCUUCGAGGCCGGUCCAGCCAAGCGCGACCUCCGCAUCGACCCCGGCCCUUCGAUGCCGACUUUGAUUACGAGUUUGUAGACGCUCACCCCAACAAGGAACUCGUCUUCUACUUCCGCCCCGACCGUGUCCUCAUCCAGGCCGAUCUGUUUUUCAACCUGCCUGCCACCGAGCAAUACUCUCGGGUACCCGACGCUCAGAAAGCUCCUGGUCUUGCCGAUAGGCUGUUCGGCAGCCUGCAGACGACCGAAGGCGACGGCAAGUGGGCGAGGCGCGUCCAGUGGCACCUGUUCAGCGCCAAGGACCGGAAGGGCUACAGCGAGAGCGUCCGUCGCAUUGCCGAGUGGGAUUUUGAGACGGUCAUUCCCUGCCAUGGCGACACCAUGGUCGGUGACGGUAAGGAAAGGUUCCUCAAGGUCUUCGCCUGGCAUCUGAAUGGUGGGAAGAAGCUCUAA